Messenger RNA from Talpa occidentalis (Iberian mole), 961 nucleotides. RefSeq names its product olfactory receptor 7G3-like. Gene Ontology annotation, molecular function: G protein-coupled receptor activity; olfactory receptor activity. Lineage: Eukaryota; Metazoa; Chordata; Mammalia; Eulipotyphla; Talpidae. The coding region runs from base 23 to 961 and encodes 312 amino acids. Gene Ontology annotation, biological process: G protein-coupled receptor signaling pathway. The record is from RefSeq and is a predicted model, not a curated record. Gene Ontology annotation, cellular component: membrane. The transcript has 2 exons.
AUCAGUCAGACCCAUCGACAGCAUGAUCUCAGGAAACCUCUCACAUCCUGCAGAAUUCCUCCUCCUGGGACUGUCAGAGGAUGAGGAGCUGCAGCCCCUCCUGUUCUGCCUGUUCCUGGCCAUGUACCUGGUCACUGUGCUUGGGAACCUGCUCAUCAUCCUUGCCAUCAUCUUUGACUCCCACCUGCACACCCCCAUGUACUUCUUCCUCUCCAACCUGUCUUUUGUUGACAUCUGUUUUACCUCCACGACCAUCCCCAAGAUGCUGCUGAACAUCCAGACUCAGAACAGAUCUAUCAGUUACACAGGCUGCCUUACCCAAAUCAGCUUUGCCCUGACUUUUGUUGGAUUAGAAAAUGAAAUUCUAGUAAUGAUGGCGUUUGAUAGAUUUGUGGCCAUCUGCCACCCGCUGAGGUACAAUGUUAUCAUGAACCCUCGACUCUGUGGCCUGCUGCUUCUGCUGUCCUUUCUCAUCAGUGUCCUGGAUGCCCUGCUCCACACCUUGAUGACCCUGCGCUUGUCCUUCUGCACAGACCUGAGGAUCCCCCACUUCUUCUGUGAACUAGCCCACAUUCUCAAACUCGCCUGCUCUGAUAUCCUCCUCAAUAACAUCUUCGUGUAUCUAGUGACCAGUCUGUUUGGUGUUAUUCCCAUCUCUGGGAUAAUUUUUUCCUAUGUUCAGAAUGUCUCUUCUGUCCUCAAAAUCCCAUCCACUGGUGGAAAGUAUAAGGCAUUUUCCAUCUGUGGGUCACACUUAAUAGUUGUUUCCUUGUUCUAUGGGACAGGUUUUGGGGUGUACCUUAGUUCUGCAUCUACUCAUGCCUCCAGGGGCAGUGCAAUAGCAUCAGUGAUGUACACCGUUGUCACCCCUAUGAUGAACCCCUUUAUCUAUAGUCUGAGGAACAAGGACAUGAUGGGGGCCUUCAGGAAAUUCAUCUCAAGAAUAUCAUCAUUCCAUUGA